Cannabis sativa is the source of this 2007-nucleotide messenger RNA. RefSeq lists its product as uncharacterized. The record is from RefSeq and is a predicted model, not a curated record. NCBI's taxonomy places the organism in Eukaryota, Viridiplantae, Streptophyta, Magnoliopsida, Rosales, Cannabaceae. The transcript is spliced from 4 exons. Gene Ontology annotation, biological process: carbohydrate metabolic process. The coding region runs from base 270 to 1607 and encodes 445 amino acids. Gene Ontology annotation, molecular function: undecaprenyldiphospho-muramoylpentapeptide beta-N-acetylglucosaminyltransferase activity.
UAGUAAUCGAGUUAAAGUAGAUUGAACUUUAAAGUUUAAUGAGAUAAUAAGAUGAUUUUUUAAAUCCAAUUACUAAUUAGAUUGUAUUGAUGAUAAAAAUGUUAUAUCGGAUCCAGAGCUGGUACAAAGUUUUUUUUUUUUUCACUUCUCUCUCUCUCUCUCUCUCUCUCUCUCUCUCUCUCUCUCUCUCUCUCUCUCUCUCUCUCUCUCUCUCUCUAAAAACUUCAUCUUGCAGAUGUAGCAAAUGUAUGUGAUCUACCGAAUCUCUAAUGGCUUCUACUUUCUGUUACCACUUCCUCACUCCAAAGCUCCCAACUCCACCAACUCACAAUACUUCUUCUUCGUCUGAAACCAGCCAAGUCUCUCUCUCUAACAUUGUUUCGAAAGGCAGGAACUUGACGAUCCUUUGCUGCCGCGUGUCACUAAAACAAUCCACUGACCAAAUCGUUGCAGCUCAAGACGACGCCGUUUUACGCGUGGUCUUCGCUGCCGGAGGCACUGGGGGCCACAUUUACCCGGCUAUUGCCAUAGCCGACGAGCUCAAACUAGCUAAACCCAGUUCCCAAAUUCUCUUUUUAGGCACACCCAACAGCAUGGAAAGCGCCUCAAUAACCUCAGCUGGCUACGACUUCGAACCCAUCCCUACCGUCCGAUUAGCCCGACCAAUUCUCUUCUCUCUUCAAAACCUAUUCUUACCUUAUCGUCUCAUCAAAUCAACAAUCCACUGUUUAUCCAAACUACGUGAUUUCGAUCCCCAAAUCGUGAUUGGGACUGGUGGGUACGUCUCAUUCCCAACUUGCUUAGCUGCCGCCAUUAAAGGCAUCAAGGUAGUGAUCCAAGAGCAAAACUCUGUACCUGGUGUUGCCAAUUGGGUUCUUUCCCACUUAUCCGAUAUCGUUUUCGUGGCUUUCAAUUCGACCGUUGAUUGUUUUCCCAAAGGAAAAUGUAUCGUUUCUGGGAAUCCUGUUAGGCUUUCGUCGAAGAAGGGUGUUUCGAAAGGGGUGGCGAGGUUAAGUUUCUUUCCAGAAUGGAAGGAAAUUGAGGAUGAUGGUGAGACUAAGGUUGUUUUGAUUGUUGGAGGGUCUUUAGGUGCUAAGGCUGUUAAUAUUGCUAUGUUGAAUGUUUAUCAUCAGAUGUUGAUGGAGAAAGAGAAGGUUUUUCUGAUAUGGCAGACUGGGGUUGAAGCCUUUAAUGAGAUGGAGAGCCUUGUUAAGAAUCACCCUCGUUUGUAUUUAACACCUUUCAUGCAUUCCAUGGAUUUAGCAUACCUUGCUGCAGAUGUUGUUAUUUCCAGAGCUGGUGCAAUGACUUGUUAUGAGCUCUUGGCCUUUGGGAAGCCUUCUAUUAUGAUACCAUCGCCAAAUGUUUCUGAAGGGCAUCAGUUUAAAAAUGCAUCUCUAAUGACAGAUUUAGCUGAUGCACAGGUUAUAACUGAAGAUGAACUAGAUUCGACCACCCUCAAAACUGCCAUUGAAGAUUUAUUAGGGGAUGAGAGAAAAAUGGCAGACAUGUCUGAGAGGGCUCUUAAAGCUGCAAAGCCUAAUGCCUCUGCUGAUAUUACUCACCACAUUCUUUCUCUGGUCGAUGUUUCAUUGACCAAGAAGUAACAAUAACUCAAAGAAUUCUUCUUCUCUUGUUAUCUUCUACAAAUUUUCUAUUUGGGAAAAUAUCAUUCCAUCAGAACAAAAAUUACAUCAGUGUAUGUCAAUUCAAGAAAAACAUCAUUGUUUUCAGAGGGAGAAAAACCUGAGGUUGUAGACAAGACAAAUAUCAUCUUGAUUUGACCAUUUGAGCAUCUGGGUCUCCUUCAAAUUUCAGGUAGUGUUUAUCAGUGUAACUUCAUUAAUCCCCAAUAUUAUUUAGAGAGAUUGUGUAGUCUACUGUUGUUGUAAUACAAUGAACAAGUGCACAUAUAUACAUACACACAUCUCUCAGCUCACUUAAUGUACCCUUUUUGAAUCUUUAUGAUAUAUUUGUGUGAAUAUUUAUAUACUUGUUCUAAAUCAA